AUGGAGAGCCUGCUCCUAGGAAUGGUCAUCCUCAGAGCUCUGGUCGUGAAGCAAACGCUAAUUCAACAUGGGUUCACAUUUGAAUCUGAUACUGACACUGAAGUGAUUCCUAAGCUUGCCAAGUAUGUUUUUGAUAAAUCUAAUGAAGAUUCAGGUGACACUGUCCCAUUUAGUCAAGUUGUUCUGGAAGUCAUGAGGCAUCUUGAAGGAGCCUAUGCCCUUGUUUUUAAGAGCCGGCAUUAUCCUAAUGAAUUGAUUGCUUGUAAGCGUGGUAGUCCAUUGCUUCUCGGUGUCAAAGAAUUGACAGAAGAAUCAAGCAAAGGAUCAUUAUUUCUUGAUGACAAGUACCCUUCGCAGAAUGGGAAUCCCAGGGAACUGUUCUUAUCGAGUGAUGCAAAUGCUCUGGUUGAGCACACAAGAAAAGUUUUGAUUAUUGAAGAUGGUGAAGUUGUUCAUUUGAAGGAUGGAGGGGUAUCUAUCUUAAAGUUUGAUGGUGACAAAGGAAAAUACGGUGUACUUUUCAGGCCAGCAUCUGUACAACGUGCACUUUCUGUUCUCGAGAUGGAAGUUGAACAAAUAAAUAAAGGAAGUUGCGAACAUUAUAUGCAGAAAGAAAUUCAUGAACAGCCAGAAUCCCUAACAACCACAAUGAGGGGCAGACUUACUGAAGAUGAAGCUAUGAUGUAG
Molecule: messenger RNA, 687 nt
Organism: Eucalyptus grandis
Lineage: Eukaryota; Viridiplantae; Streptophyta; Magnoliopsida; Myrtales; Myrtaceae
Product: glutamine--fructose-6-phosphate aminotransferase [isomerizing] 2-like
Exons: 5
Coding region: 1-687 (228 amino acids)
Biological process (GO): protein N-linked glycosylation; fructose 6-phosphate metabolic process; UDP-N-acetylglucosamine metabolic process
Molecular function (GO): L-glutamine:D-fructose-6-phosphate transaminase (isomerizing) activity; carbohydrate derivative binding
Source: RefSeq, a predicted model, not a curated record